Molecule: messenger RNA, 4153 nt
Organism: Tetranychus urticae (two-spotted spider mite)
Lineage: Eukaryota; Metazoa; Arthropoda; Arachnida; Trombidiformes; Tetranychidae
Product: RRP12-like protein
Source: RefSeq, a predicted model, not a curated record
ACGUUGCUAUGACAACUUUAAACUUCAAUUUUGUCUUUGGUCGCUCACCACGUGAAACUAGACAUUUGGAUACAACAUUUUGUGUUUCACUAGUGACAAUUAAAACGACGUACAAAUAAUUAUAUUUUUAUGCCAAUUGUGAUAAGAUUCACUCAACUAACUAUCUAACUUGGGAUUUAAUCUGAUGCAAAAAGAAACAUGAAGAAUAAAAUAAGAAUAGCUCCGAAAGCUACCAAGGGUAAAGGUAAUCGAUGGAGAAAAGGACAGAGCAGUAAUUGUAAUGCUUCAACUAAAAAGUUCCGCCAACAAGUAAAUUUGAUGAACCCUUUCUCCAAAAAUUCAGCUGGGUGUGAUGAUUUUGAAGCUCUAAGACUUGACCAGCUAAGUGUAAGUGGUCGGCCGUUGCAUGAUAAGGAAAAUAUGGAAACAAAAUCCAUUUCAAUGGAUGUUGACCAAGAGUCAGUUGGCAGCUGUAAUACCUUUGCUUCAAUCUAUACCAAUUGUACCAACGUCAGUUUCUCUAAGCUAAUGGAGCAAUGGAAUCCUUCUUCUCUUUUGCAUCGAGAGAUGAUUGCUAUUUUAGCUACUGUGACUGAGACUAUAAAAGAAAAAAGCGGCACUGAAAGUGAGACUGAAUACUUUGCUAUUUUGGUCACUUUGCUUGAAACCACUGAGAAAGAAGAGACUUUGGCUGCCAUUGCCUAUCUACUGAGUAUGGUGAUAAAGAAACUUCCUGAAGAAGUUAAAAAGAUCAAGUUUGCAGAAAUAAGCCACGUUUUCACAUCAACGAUUGUUUCUCAUCGAGAAAAAACAAAUGGUUAUUUGUUGAUAAGUUUAAUUCGAUGCCUAUGUGAACUUAUAAAAAGUCAAGAGAAACAUGUGAUGAAAUUAGUUCCAACUUUGGAGGUUUAUCAAGUUCUUCUCGAUUUGACUUUGGAUAGCAAGCCGAAAAUCCGCAGAGCUGCUCAUAGAUCUAUUGUCAGCAUACUUAAAGCGAGUAAAAUCGUUUAUGAAAAUUCUGAGCAUCAUGUCUUGGCGCCGAAAACUGCUGAAUUUUGCAUACGAAAAAUUAAAGACACAAGUACUGACAACAUUAAUGAUGCUUUACAUAUGAUAAAUUUAAUGAAAGAUAUAAUCACUAUUUUGCCAGCUGGAGCGCUUGAAGAGUGUUGCAUCACUGCACUUCGAGCUAUGAGCAUCGGUAAUGCCUUAUUGAUCAAUGGAAGCUUGUCAGUUUUCUUGCAAUUAUUUAGCUCCUCUUCGCCACUUCGAGAAUUAAAACCGGAUCUAAAUAUCAAGCUGAUAAAUAACUUACACGUUAAAUGUCCAAGUUACACCGACUCUCAACUUCUCACCUUGUGGAUAAAUGUCAUGAAAGAAGGUUAUUUGAGUCUUUACUCGCUCGACAAAACAAAAUGCUUAGGAAUGCUCGCAACGUUUUUCAAUUCAACUUUACCUUGUUUCAUACAAAGUGACUCCAAAAUCGUCCAUAUUAAUUUAGCGACUGCACUUCAGCAAAUCAUUCAAUCUAUACUUUCACCAUCUUUAUUCGAAUUGGAUGGAAAAGUCUUAUCAAAUAUCAUGGAUGAUUUUGAAAAAGGGUUAUCUUUCAAGUAUCAAAAUGCUUGGGGAUAUAUUUGUAACAUAAUUGGAACGUUGAUGGAACACAUUGGCAAACAAGCACCCAACUUGGUUUCUCGUUUUAUCGAAAUACUAAAGAACCUUCGUGAAGGCUACAAUACCAAAUUUUUGGGUGAUAUUGAUAGUGCUUUAAGCAAAGCUAUCAAAUUUAUUGGUCCCGAAGUGAUACUUAGUAUAGUGCCCAUUCAACAGGACCUCCUUGGCAGCACUCAAUUUGCUCAUGAUUGGCUAUUACCAUUACUCCGUGAUAAUAUCGAAAAAUCAGAGCUUGGUAUAUUUAAAAAGCAUUUCGUUCCACUUGCAAAUGCAAUCGAAAUAAAAAUGAAAAAAAUGGAAAAAGAGAAAAAAGCAAAAUUGGUUAAACUAUAUUCAGCUAUAUACAAUCAAAUUUGGUCUCUUCUACCUUCGUUUUGUCGCAAUCCAACUGAUAUUGGACUUUUCAAUGUAGAAUUUGCUAAGCUCAUAAACAAGAAAAUUAUGGAGAAUGCUAAUAUUAGAGGCCACUGUUUAGCUGCUCUUCGUAAUUUGAUUACAACUACGUCAGAAAAAGAACUUGGCACUAUAAAAUCUUUUGCCAAAAGAUAUCUCGCAUCUUUCUUUCAACUAUACACUAAUCCUGAUAUUAAUGGCUCUGGAACUGAAGAUGGUGCACGAAUUUACGAAACUGCACGGGUUUACCUGACCAUUACAAAUGAAGAAGUUCGUAACCAUUAUUGUCUGGAGAUCAUUAAUAACUUAAAGGGAUUUGAUAAACUUGACGAAAAUAAUGUCAAGACUAGAAAUUAUCUAUUGGAUCUAUUGUUAUUAUUCAUCCCCUAUUUAAAAUCAGCAGAGGAAAUCAAGUUAAUCUACCAAGACAUCAUCCUUCCUGCUAUUCAAAAAUUAAAUAAUAAACCCAAUGAAAAAUCAUCUUUGAAAAAGGUGUAUCGAUUGGUCCAGGAAAUCUGUAGCAAUGAACACUGUAAAGAGUUUAUUUCAUCCCUCAACAUUGAUGUGAUAAAAAUGUUGAUUGGAUUAUUUGAAUCAAGUCCGGAUCAAAUCAAAUACUUGCCUGUUAAUUCGAUAAGUAUUUUAUGUGAAAAGGGAAUUAUUCAAUUGGAGAAGAAAAAUAUCAAUGAUAUUUUAAAAGUGAUUAUUGAUUGUGUUGCAACUGGAAGGAAAAAAUGUAAAAAAGCUGGAUUUACCUUACUCAUCAACCUCCCUUCGUAUUUCAACAAUAAUACAACUUUUGUCCAACAAAGCCUGGUAAAUCUUAUCUCUAUUUUCAAUAAAGACCUUAAGCCUGCCGAGAUUUUGGUUCUGGGACGUGGAAUAUUAGAGCUGAAUCAGGAAGAGUUGGCCAAUGAUGUUAGAAGUAAAUUGUUCCAGUUCUUAGAUUUAUUGAAAAAUGAACAAAGAUCCAUCGUCAAAGCUGUUUUCCAAAUUCUCAAUUUGUGGAUUAAAACAACUAACAAAGAAGAGCUGUCCCAUUCUGUUUAUAACAUCGUAAUAUCACUCAACACUUUGAGCGAAAAUCACAAGAAAGCUUUCCGACGUGAAGUUAAGAUUAUUCUUUCUAAACUUGUUCGCAAGUUUGGAUAUGAUAUGAUCUCCAGGUUUGUUCCUGAAGUGUAUAGUAAAGUAUUGAGAAACAUUCGGAAGUUGGAAGCGCGCAAAGCCCGUUCGAAAAACUCUAAUGAAGUUGACGAUGAUGAAAGUGAAAUCACUACCACAACAACGCAUAAAUCAACCAAGUCUAUGACUGAUAUUUUAUCUGAUGAUUCAGAUAGCGAUGAUUUGUAUGAAGAUGAUAACAGAACUCAAGCCUCCUCAAGAAGAUCGAAAAAGAAGCGCUCUCAAACUUUCAUUGAAGAGAGAGCAGAUGAAGAAGAAAUUCUUGAUUUAAUGGCUCCAGAUAUUAAUAAAAGAAUACAUUCUUCUAAUCCAUCGAGAAACAAUUCUUCAAGAUCCACUAAAAAGGAACCUUUCCCAAUGACAGAGGAUGGAAAACUCAUAAUCGACUUUAAAGAUUCUCGUGGAUCUAAGAGGAAGAGAGAUGAUGAUGACGAUGUUGAUGAAGACCUUGACGAAAAUAAUGAAGACGAUGAUGAUCGAUUAACUAUGACCAAUGUCUCCAGAACAUCUAAAACUUCAAAAUCAUCUAAAAUAUCUAAAGUAUCUAAGAUGUCAAAGACUUCAAAAGCUUCUCAAGAUAGAGCUAGUUAUAAACAUGGAGGAAAAGGUAUUCACAGACCGAUUAAGAAAAGAAAAACUGGAAUUAAAGGAGUCAAAACAGGGGAAGAAUUCAAAGCCAAAAAGGCAGGAGGUGACAUCAAGAGGAAAGAUGGACCUGAUCCGUUUGCGUAUGUUCCGUUGAAUGGAGCUUUAUUAAAUCGAAGAAAAAAGAACAAAUUCAAAGGCUAUUUUAAUAAGCUAAUUACAUCAAAAGGCAAAUCUGAAAAACAGAAUUAAUAAGAUAAAAUAAAAUAAUGUAAAGCUUUUGUUGGUAUCAUUAAAAAAUAUGUGAAUUCAA